Messenger RNA from Notechis scutatus (mainland tiger snake), 1539 nucleotides. Its product is annotated as vomeronasal type-2 receptor 26-like. Gene Ontology annotation, cellular component: plasma membrane. NCBI's taxonomy places the organism in Eukaryota, Metazoa, Chordata, Lepidosauria, Squamata, Elapidae. Gene Ontology annotation, molecular function: G protein-coupled receptor activity. Gene Ontology annotation, biological process: G protein-coupled receptor signaling pathway. The record is from RefSeq and is a predicted model, not a curated record.
AUGACUACAGAUCCUUUGCUAGACCUGCUUUCAGAAGGGGAGGCCAAUGUGCCCAACUACAGGUGUGGAAGGCAGAGAAACACAGUGGCUGUUCUGGAAGGAGCUGAGACUGGCAUCUCCAUCCAGAUUUCAACUUUGUUGGGUAUCUACAAGACUCCUCAGGAUGGCUUUUCGGUAAAAGUCUGGAGACGGUGCAGGCAGAAAGAAGAACUGGAGGCUUUGAGGAAAGGGGACAUCAAUAGGAUCCUGACCCUGGACAGCUACCUCAUUUACAACACCAUCUGGGCUCUUCACUCCUUCCUUAAAAGCUCCCAGUUUCACAAUAAUUCCAUAGACGAUGUAUAUUUGGAUGAGAGAGGAGAUCUGACAGCUGACCUGGAUGUUGUGAACUGGGUCAUUUUUCCCAACAAGUCUGUUAAGAAAGUGAAAUUCGGGAAUCUAGCAAAACGGGUAUCCCAGUAUUUUGAAUUUACAGUAGAUCAGAUGAGUAUCACACAGAUGGAAAUGCUGAACAAGUCCCUGCCUCUUUCCAGAUGUGUGGAAGGCUGUCAUCCUGGAUUCAUGAAGGUGGCUCAGGAAGGAAAACCUAUUUGUUGCUAUGACUGUCUUCCUUGUGCAGAAGGAACCAUCUCCACUGUGGAAGAUGCUGAAAAAUGUACCAAAUGUCCAGCCGAUCGAUUUCCAAACUUCAUCAGAGAUAAUUGCAUACCUAAGAUUGAAACUUUCCUAUCCUAUCAAGAACAUUUGGGGAUCAUCCUAGCUACUCUUGCCUUACUUCUGUCAUUGGUAACAGUCUUAGCCUUGGGAAUCUUCAUUAAAUUCCAAGACACUCCCAUAGUCAAAGCCAACAAUCGGGAUCUCUCCUACAUCCUCCUCACCUCCCUCUUGCUUUCCUUCUUGACAUCAUUCCUAUUCAUUGGCCAGCCAAAGACAGCCACUUGCCUUCUCCGACAAACAGCCUUCACCAACAUCUUCUCAGUUGCCAUUUCUACAGUCUUGGCCAAAACAGUCACUGUGGUUUUAGCAUUCCUUGCCACAAAACCAGGGAAUAAUAUACAGAGAUGGCUAGGGAAGACCUUGGCCAAUUCUAUCAUCCUUUCCUGUUCUGGCAUCCAAGUUGUCCUCUGCAGCAUCUGGUUGGGCACUUCUCCCCCAUUCCCUGAGUCAGACAUGUACUCACAAUCUGCAGAGAUCAUCCUGCAAUGUAAUCAAGGCUCUGUUGUCAUGUUCUACCUUGCCCUUGGCUACAUGGGUUUCCUGGCUGUAAUCUGUUUCACGGUAGCUUUCCUGGCCAGGAAUCUACCUGGGGCCUUCAACGAAGCCAAGCUCAUCACCUUCAGCAUGCUGGUCUUCUGCAGUGUCUGGAUAUCCUUCCUUCCCACCUACCUGAGCACAAAGGGGAAGAACAUGGUGGCUGUGCAGAUCUUCUCCAUGUUGGUUUCAAGCACUGGCUUGCUAUGCUGCAUUUUUACUCCCAAAUGCUACAUUAUUUUUUUAAGACCAGACCUGAAUACAAAAGAACAUUUGAUGUCAAAAUAA